UACAUUGCUUACAUAGCUUUGUUAUUAUUAGCCUUUACUAUAGCUAAGAAAUGUAUUCAUUACCUACAUAGCUUACAGAGCCAACAUAGCUUUGCUAGCUUAAGCUUUAGCUGCAUUGGCUACGUAGCUCUUCCAUGAAUAAAACAUGGGUUUAUGAGAUUUGAAAAACUGUGAAACAUGUACAGUCUUCAGCUAUGCUACCUACGCAGCUUACAUAGCUAAUGUAGGUUUUUAGCUUUAGCCUAGCUGUGCUAGCUGUGUAAGAAGGUUUUCAUAAGGACAAGCGUUUUCCUGUCAGCAGACUGUUUACUAAACGUUUGUCGUCAGGUUUUUUACUUUAAACUUCUAGGAUCCUAACUCUUACCCUAACCUUAACUGGAAGUUUAAUCCAGUUUAAUUUUUAAAGUUUAAGCGUGUAUUUCCGUGUGGCUGAUAUCUGCAGUAGCCUCCAGACUGUGCUGAUACUGAUUGAUGAAAGUGGGCGUGGCCUGUCACGUGAAUACUCAUUAAAAGUCGUUUGAUUGGUGGUGGUACACUUACUCAGACAUCCUCAGCUGACUUUUAAACAUGCACACCAGAUUCUGUAAAUGUGAUGAAGACUGUGAGGGUCCUGUCAGUGAAACGCUGCAGACGUAGAGCGCUGACAGUGAAGUUCCUGACGAAGAGAUUCAUCAGUGAGUACGACCCUCUGCUCGAGGACGUGUACUGCUGUGAGCAGAUGGUGGACCAGCAGCCAGUUACAGUCAGAGUGAUGGAUACCUGUGACCAGGACGGUCCGGUGAACUGUGAGCGGUAUCUGUCCUGGGCCAGCGUCUUCAUGGUGGUCUACAGUAUCAACAACAUGGAGAGCUUCAAACGCUGCCAGCUCUAUCUGCACAUGCUCAGUCUGCAUGGGAAAACUCCCAUCAUCCUCCUUGGCAACAAGCUGGACAUGGACCCAUACAGACAGGUGAGUCAGAGUGAGGCUGAGGCGGUGGCGUCCCGUUUCAGCUGCGUCUUCUUCGAGGUGUCGGCCUGUCUGGACUUCCUGUCUGUGCAGCACGUCUUCUUUGAGGCGGUGAGGAGGGCGAGGAAGGGGCGCGGCCACCUGGUACCAGCAGUCUGCAUCAGUGAGGACAGAGCGCUUCUCCCGCCCCCCACCUUCACCACCCCGUGCUACAAGGAGCUGCCGGCGCCAACCACCGCCAAGCUGGUCACGGUGAGGACGUCCAGGGCUCAGAGCAAACGCAGAGCCACCACGCUCACCCUGCUCAAAGGAUUCAAGAUCUUCUGAACCCCCAGAGACCCCAGAGCUCUGACAGGGUCUGUCUGAAGAGCAGGGGGACAAUUCCAAAAAAGUUGGGACAUUGUGGAAUAUGUAGAUAAAAACAGAAGUCAAUGAUUGUCAAAUCACAUAGAUCCACUUUAUUCACAAUAGAACAAAAACAACAUAUCAGAUGUUGAAACGACUUUUGACCAUUUCAUGAAAAAUAUCAGCUCAUUUAAAUUUGAACAUCUCAGCUGUAUUGUAGAAACACUACAGUAGUCAUGAGUCUGCUGCAGGAAGUCAGCCUGGGCUUCAAGCAGAGCUUCUCGCCUGUAUCCCCUUACAGUUGAGAAGGUGUGUCCUGAUUGGAGGAUUGACUCUGCCCGUCAUUGCUCCAGCCACUCCUAGAGUUUGGUUGUUUUUACUGUCUCUUUGUACAGCACUCUGGUCUCGUACUGUUUUUAAUGAGAUUUAUAAAUAAAUGUGGAUUUUAUUGGGCUGGA
Molecule: messenger RNA, 1749 nt
Organism: Cheilinus undulatus (humphead wrasse)
Lineage: Eukaryota; Metazoa; Chordata; Actinopteri; Labriformes; Labridae
Gene: rasl12
Product: RAS-like, family 12
Exons: 5
Coding region: 593-1273 (226 amino acids)
Molecular function (GO): GTP binding; GTPase activity
Source: RefSeq, a predicted model, not a curated record